AUGUUUAACAGUGGGUGGAAACGUGCGUUGAACGACAAGACGUUCAGCCAGCUGGACCUCGACCUGUUCACAAACUACAAGUGUGGUACGCUGCUGAAGUAUGUGUUUGGUUUGUGGGGGCUGACGCUGCUGAGAACCGCCUCAAUGGGGUCGGACCUAUAUACCUUUGUGAAGAUGCUGGCAUAUAAGACCAGAGAAAACGAGGUGGUGCCGCUGUAUGUGCCAUUCCACAUCACGAAGUGGAUUUUUGUGGGGUCGGUGAUUGCGUCAUUUCUUCUGGCCGCGGUAAGCUUUGUGAAUGGCAUUCGGAUCUACAGGACGAAUAAUAUCUCGCUGACAUACGUUAAUCACGUGGCACGCACACUCUUCUCCAUUACGCAGUACAGGAUUUUCUGUGUGUACAACAGGGUCACUCCGAAGGGUGCGUUCCAGAAGAUGGCAUUUUUCACAUUUUUUGAGCUGAAUGACUGCAUGACUCUGCUUCUCAUCGAUAGCCCGCGUCAAGUUCUCAAUGGGCUUACGCUGUGGUCUGUCUUACUGACAGUGCAUCAGGAUAAUUUAAUUGAGCUGGAACAGCUCGAUGGUCUUGUGAACCGGCUAAGAACACUCGCAGAGCAUAACCGGCAGGAGGCGCUUAUAUUAAGCUCAAUGUUGGUAUCAUUCACUAUUUGGGUCAUCUUCAUACUAAAGCUCUUAUGUGCACUGCUCCUCUCGCCAUAUAUUUACUACAAAAUAUUUUCCAAAUCGACAAGUGGCCUGAAGCAAUAUGUCUGCAUCACAGUAAGUCGCAGGGUCGAUCAUCUGGUCAAGAAAUACAGGGCCAAACUUGAAAAGAAACGUACGGAGAAAGAACUGCUCAAGGCUUCUUCUACUGACGUUGAGCUAUAUCAGCUCGAUAGUGCGACUCUGGUGCCAUCCAAAAGCAGCAUCCGCUUGCCCCAAAGGGACUUGGAAUCUAACCCGUUCCACGACCCGACAAGCUAUUCCACACCGCUUGACUCCCAACAUGGCAUGGCUUAUAAACAGAACCGCGUAGUCUCUAUUGAGGAUAUCCCGUCUGCUCCGGAGGCCCCAGCGCCGGUUCAUAUGACAUCAGUAAUCGAUAACCAAGGCCAGAUGCUGCAGAGAAGAUUUUACGCGCAUCCUUCCAUGAGUGCCAGCGAUGCAUCUCUCUCUUCUGCUCAUAAUCGUCCAAACGUGCAGAAACAUGAAUUAAGCUCAGCACACCAACCGCUUCGGCCUUCUUUGCUUCAAAGGGAAACUAUGGAUUCCCUGGCCACACAACGUACUAGGCCGCCAAUUGAGCAUAUGACAUCACUAGAAUCCAUGUAUAUGCCUAGGUCUGGGUCGUCCCCCUUCACGGGGCGGAACUUUUCCAAUUCCUCGAGAACGCUACUUGUACAGCCCGUUUCCGCACCUCGCUUUGCCUACCUAGGCUCUUAUCCAUCUGAGCAAUCUGUGAAUACGAUUCCCAGCUACUAUGUUACAGGAAUGGAUAGUAAAAAUGCCAGCACUGGAUCUCUCGUGGAAAAUCCUGCAAUGGCGGCCAGUCAGCGAGAUUCCGGUGAACUAGCAAUACCGAAAAGAAGGAAGUCCCGCGUGAUGCCCUACCCUCACGACGACGGUGAGCACGUAGCCGGCCAUGCUAUAGGACAGCCAAAUAGUCGUGACGAUCAAAGAGGAACUGGCACGCGCUUCCAGCAUAUAACUACUCCUGAUGAACCUUACUUUCAACUUCAGACAGACCAACCACAAUUUGGUUAUCCUCCGCGUGAAGAUAGUAUCCAAAAUUCCCAGUGCAGUCGCACGCAAGACACGCUCCUUCAAGGCACUAGGGAUAAGACACUAUAA
Eremothecium gossypii ATCC 10895 is the source of this 1851-nucleotide messenger RNA. RefSeq names its product Kch1p (gene KCH1). Gene Ontology annotation, biological process: potassium ion transmembrane transport. Bases 1 to 1851 code for a protein of 616 amino acids. Gene Ontology annotation, cellular component: plasma membrane. Gene Ontology annotation, molecular function: potassium ion transmembrane transporter activity. The transcript has a single exon. The record is from RefSeq and is marked provisional. NCBI's taxonomy places the organism in Eukaryota, Fungi, Ascomycota, Saccharomycetes, Saccharomycetales, Saccharomycetaceae.